GCAGUCGCAGUCGCAUUUCCAUCUGCAUCUGCAUCUGCAUCUGCUUCUUCUGGGCAGCGCAGUCAACAACUGUCAUCUUGCAUUGACAACCAUACUACCCAACAUUCUAUAACUAUACAAUCUCCCUCCCUUUCUCCUUUUCCUCUCUUCAUCUCUCACCACACUCGUUUGUCCUCUUGCUACCAGCCUUUCAUCUGACCUCAACCUCUCCUCUCCAUUCCCCCCACCAUUGUAAAAUCCCUACAAUGGCCGUUGGAUCCGCCCUCAUCACUGGUGGCACAGGCUACAUUGGCAGCUUCACUGCCCUUGCCCUCCUCGAGGCCGGCUACGACGUGGUCAUUGUCGACAACUUGCGCAACUCGUCCCAAGAGGUCCUCAAUCGCAUUGAGCUCAUCUGUGGCCGACGACCUGAGUACUACAACCUCGACAUCACCAACGAGGCUGCCCUUGACGAGGUUUUUGCCAAACACCCCGCCAUCGACUCUGUCAUCCACUUUGCUGCCCUCAAGGCUGUCGGCGAGUCUGGCGAGAUCCCUCUUGACUACUAUCUCGUCAAUGUCUAUGGCACCCUGUCACUCCUCCGCAGUGCUGCCCGCCACAAUGUCACCAAUAUCGUCUACUCUUCCUCAGCCACCGUCUACGGCGAUGCCACCCGCGUCCCUAACAUGAUACCCAUCCCAGAAGAAUGCCCCUUGGGUCCCACCAACCCCUACGGCAACACCAAAUUUACCUCGGAGCUCAUGAUCACCGAUCACAUCAAUGCUGAGCGGGCCAAGGCCCUCAAAUCCGAUGACCCUUCUAAAGCUCAAGCCUGGAAUGCCGGUCUACUGCGCUAUUUCAACCCCGCUGGCAGCCACCCCAGCGGUAUCAUGGGUGAAGACCCCUCCGGCGUGCCAUACAACCUACUUCCUUUACUCGCCCAAGUCGCCACAGGCAAGCGCGAGAAGCUCCUCGUAUUUGGAGACGAUUAUGCUUCGCAUGACGGCACCGCCAUCCGAGACUACAUCCACAUCCUCGAUCUCGCCCAGGGCCAUCUCAAGGCCCUCGACUAUCUGCGCAACCACCACCCAGGCGUGCGUGCCUGGAACCUUGGUACCGGUCGUGGCUCAACCGUUUUCGACAUGGUCAAGGCCUUCAGCGCCGCCGUUGGAAGAGACCUGCCCUACCAAGUUGUCGGCCGUCGUGCUGGCGAUGUCUUGGACCUGACCAGCAACCCAUCUAGGGCCAACAGCGAGCUGGGAUGGAAGACCGAACGAACCCUCGAAGAUGCCUGUCGAGAUCUGUGGCGCUGGACCGAGAACAACCCCGAAGGUUACCGACAGAGUCCGCCCCAGAAAUUCUUGGACGAACUGAAGAAGAAUGCUUAGAUGGGAUAGACGACUUGACGAUAUGACCCAAAAAAGGAUGGAGUGGUUUGGACAUUUUGCAUAUGAAGGGGACAGGGGAGGAAAGGAUACUCAGAUAGAUCAGACGCCAUGUUUGGAUAUGAGGGGUUCGGGGUCAAAGAGAUCUAUGCUUCGUCUGGUUGGACUAUCGCCAAAACCUGUACAUUAAUGGCUAGCAGAGGUCGCCCAUGGAUUCUUGCAUACUCACGGCUACGAGAAAACUGAAACGACAUGAACAUGAAGUUGGAGGGGGGUAGGAAGGAGAACUAGACGUUUUGCGUCUGAAGAGGGAAAGCUUUGGAUUGAUUUAUCCGUCGAUACAUAUUUCCUUAGUCCACAAGGAAACAUUCAUAGACCAACAAGGUGAUGGACAGACAAUCUUUGGAAGUUUGGAAUCUUUGAUCUGCUGUCAAAUCGAGGAUACACCAAGUUCGACAUGAUCUAGUCUUCAUACAUUUUCCCAACCAACUAUACUGACGCC
Molecule: messenger RNA, 1866 nt
Organism: Exophiala mesophila
Lineage: Eukaryota; Fungi; Ascomycota; Eurotiomycetes; Chaetothyriales; Herpotrichiellaceae
Product: UDP-glucose 4-epimerase GalE
Exons: 2
Coding region: 246-1367 (373 amino acids)
Biological process (GO): beta-D-galactose catabolic process via UDP-galactose, Leloir pathway
Cellular component (GO): cytosol
Molecular function (GO): UDP-glucose 4-epimerase activity
Source: RefSeq, a predicted model, not a curated record